AUGCCAGACGAGAUUGUUUUCAAAAAGCGCACAGCCAAGGGCACUGGCUCAGCAAGGCAGAAGGAACGACAGAAAUCGGAAUCACCUGAACGUGAUGCAGAAGAAAGUACGAGCGCUCCAAUGCUGUCUUUCAAACAGAAGCAAAAGAGUAGAAAGCAGCCACGACGUUCAAAUCUCUCUUUUGGUGGUGUAGAAGACACUGCAACAGCUGCAGCUGAUAGCUCUUCCAAGUCUAAAAACAGUCUUCUAUCUCAAUCGAUCAGUAACAGGUUACCAAGUAGAGCGGAAGACGGGGAUGCGGGAGACACAUCAACCACAUCGACCACAUCAAAUUAUUCUCAACUAGCCAUCGAUCAGCUCAAGGCGAGCACUCCGUCCAAAGAUGACGUCCAACUGAGCAUUACUGAUGAAAUGGAUAGCGAGGACGGCUACAGCGACAUAGCUAAGCGCAUAUAUGGCACAGCAAUCAAAGAUAGUAAACAAGGUCCCAUACCGACAACUAUGGCGAUCAACACUGCCAAAAAGAAGAGACAUGCCGGUUCACAGUCGACAGAGAGCGACUAUCUCAGUCUUAAUCUUGAUGGCGGUAACAGCAGCCAUAGUCACGCUCUCACAAUUUCUGGUGAUAACGUUGAUAAUGGUGGUGGAAUAGAAAGCAGACUGCAGCACGAAGAUGAUGUUUUUGGCGAUGAUGUCAUGGGUGCUUUUACAGGUGCUGAUGAGAGCAUACACCUUACCAACCAGGCUGAGGCGGAUGCGCUGCGGCGACAGCGCAAGGAGCGUGGCGAGAUGAUAGAUGAAGUAAUGGAUGAAGCUGAGGCUUCAGAUGAAGAACAGCAGGCAUGGGAGAAAGCACAAGCGAAGCGAGCUAUGGCGGGCAGCAACCGUCAUGAGAAGGAUGAAGAGGAUGAUAAAGAAGUGUACAUUCCAGCGCCAAUACCCGAAACAACCCCCCUCCCGACUCUGGAUGGCGCUAUUGCCCGACUCAGGGACAUGCGUGUUGAUGGCGAAAGAGCUCACAGCGAGAAACAGAAACUGUCGGAAUUGUCGCAGAAGGAAUUGGUCGAUCUCUCCCAAUCAGAGUCUGAAACACGCCAACAGGUUGAAGAGGUUGAGACGCGUAGGUCGUUCUUCGAUGAUUUGCGCACAUGGGCGGACGAUAUUGCGAGCUUCUUAGACGAUAAAGAACCAGAAUUAAAUAAAAUUGAGAAACGCCACGAUGAAAUAAUCACAGAGCGCUCAUCGAUACUUUCCAAACGGAGAGAAGGUGGUGAAAUGGCGAUCACGCUGGCACCAAGUGAAGAAGGAGACUACGCAAAAGCCAAAGAGAGUAUAAAGGGAGAUGUGAAGCGUCUAUUUGAAGAUGUGAAGGCAGCUACUUUCCUUGAUCCGUCUCAAGUGCUCAAUGAAAAGUUUAGCGAGUGGAGGAAAGCAUUCGGUGAUGAAUACUUACGUGCUUGGGCACCUCUGGGGAUGGUGAGCGUUUGGGAGUUUUGGACAAAGGUGGAGAUGACAGGCUGGGAUGCGCUUAGAGAUUCAAAUAAGUCUAUUAUGACGCUUAAAGCUUACGAAUUCUGUCAUAAUUACACAUCAAGUCACGAUACAGAUGAUGAGAUGCACACUGAGGAUGAAGAAGCAAAGUUGAACAUGGAUAAGGAGUGCAUACCGCACUUGCUGUCGACUAUCAUAAUCCCGCACUUGAUAAAACAUUUUGGAAAUGGCGGCUACGAUCCAUACAACGAAACUGAAACGCGGUAUGCUUUGGAUAUGGUAGAGAUGGUCGAAGGUGGAUUAAGUGGGAUGGACGACGAGAAGAUAGAUAUGCUAGUCAUGUCGUUGGUGCAGAUAGUAACAAGCACUAUAAAUGAAAUACCUGCUAAUAUAAAUACCGAGCUAGCAAAAAGUAUCCUCAAGAAUGCAGUCAGUUGGAGACGGAUACCGACAUCAAUCAAGCAGCAAACAGGAUAUGAUGGCAAUGUGCAGCAGAUGAGGGAAUUAUUGAAUAGUCGCGGUGUAAAUACUUAG
This is a messenger RNA of Wallemia ichthyophaga EXF-994, 2025 nucleotides long. Its product is annotated as GC-rich sequence DNA-binding factor 2. Gene Ontology annotation, molecular function: DNA binding. The record is from RefSeq and is a predicted model, not a curated record. The transcript is spliced from 6 exons. Bases 1 to 2025 code for a protein of 674 amino acids. Gene Ontology annotation, biological process: spliceosomal complex disassembly; mRNA splicing, via spliceosome. Gene Ontology annotation, cellular component: nucleus; U2-type post-mRNA release spliceosomal complex. NCBI's taxonomy places the organism in Eukaryota, Fungi, Basidiomycota, Wallemiomycetes, Wallemiales, Wallemiaceae.